AUGGCCUCGGCAGCCGAUUGGAGAGCCUCGCUCACAUCGUCGGACCGUUAUGACAACAUCCAAGCCAUAAAGACAGCACUCGAGCAGUUCCAUGUCACAAGUUCAUUGACCCAGAGAGAUGCCUUCUCAAUUGAGAAUGAGGCUUACAAAACCUCCUCCUGUCGUGACCAAUAUAAUGCAGCAUGCCGCGUCUCGCGCUCACAGGACCAAAACGGCUCCCCUCAGGUACAGCAACCAGAGCCGACAGUAGACGAGGAACCAGAGUCACCAGGCGUCACCAUAGGGCCAUAUCGAAACUGCCACUACGUCGCCAGCGGAGUCACGGCCGAGGUAUACCGGUGCAAGACAACAGCGCUCAAGGUCAUUGUAGAAACUCGCAACAUGGAACCGCACAAUCCCGCUCGAGAAGCUGUGAUACUUGGAUUUCUUAAGAAACCUUGCGUUCCUUUGUUGGAAACUUUCAGGGACCAGGAGCAGCGCUUUACUUUGGCCUUCCCGUUCAUGCCCAUGAGCCUCGAGAGCCUGAUGGAGCAUGGAGCAAUUCCCCAGGGUCGUGUUCGGAGGCACUUCACCGACCUGUUCAAAGCCUUACAAUUUAUACAUCAGGAAGGCAUCAUCCACAGAGACGUGAAACCAUCCGCCGUUCUGCUCGAGUCAGCGGAUGGGCCAGCCUACCUCUCCGAUUUUGGCACAGCCUGGCAUCCCGAGUUGUCGGCCUCGGCGGAGCCUACAGAUCGGAAAAUUCUCGACAUAGGCACCGGCUCCUAUCGUGCCCCUGAAGUGCUAUUCGGCGACAAGUCUUACGGAUCGGCCGUCGACAUGUGGGGAGCCGGCUCGAUGCUUGCCGAAUGCUGCCGUACGAAUCCUCGACCGCUCUUCGAGUCUCGGCAAGCUCAUGAGGACGGCAAUCAGCUUGGUUUGAUUUUGAGCAUCUUCAAGACCGUUGGAAGUCCAACCAAAGAGUCAUGGCCACAGGCGGCAAACUUCAAGACGCCGCCGUUUGACAUGUACCAGAGCUUCGAGGGCCAAAAGUGGGAAGAGCUACUACCAGAUGUCAACAGUGACUUUCGUGAACUCAUCGCCGCUUUGGUGAGAUACGAUAGCAGCAGCAGGCCUACAGCUACCCAGGCUCUGCGAUUCCGGUGUAUGCAAGUUGCAAUCGACCAUCAGACUCAAGCAAGCGCGGUAGAUUGA
Molecule: messenger RNA, 1194 nt
Organism: Anthostomella pinea
Lineage: Eukaryota; Fungi; Ascomycota; Sordariomycetes; Xylariales; Xylariaceae
Source: the annotation of a GenBank genome assembly